UUGGCUCUAGGCCUCUAGCAUUUGUUCAUGGCUGGUGUGGCAUCAGAAUGCGCGAAUAAUGAAGACAAGGACAGGAUCAGCACCUUAGCUGACGGAAUUCUCACUCACAUAGUCUCUUUACUUCCAACCAAAGAUGCAGUUAUGACUAGCCUUUUGUCCAGGAGAUGGAGAUCUGCUUGGACUUGUGUGACUAAUGUUGAACUUGAUGAUUCCAAGGUGUCUAAUUUCGAGAUGUUUGCAGAGAGAGUUAUGAGUGUACAUGAUGCCAGAAUAAAGAAGUUUACCCUACGUUGUAACGAUUGGCAUAAUUCACAGUUGAUCCAUCAGUGGAUUUCUACUGCAGUUAUGCGCAAUGUUGCAGAACUUGACAUCAGUUUAGUCACAUUUGAAAUGAUCAACUUGCCUGAUUGCGUUUACACUUGUGAAAGCCUUGAAGUUCUAAAGUUAGCAGGAUGGUUCGCUUUGGAGGUUCCUGAUAGUAAGGUGGUGUCUCUUAAGCGUCUCAAGUUCCUCUCCUUCAGUUGGCUGCAGAUUAAAGAUGAUAGUUACAUGACAUUACUCUUAUCUGGCUGUCCUGUCAUUGAAGAAAUCCACAUUUACAAAUCAAUGUGGGAAGGUUUAUCAACAUUCUCUGUUUGCUCACCGUCAUUACAACGUUUAUCGGUGGACAUAGAGGGGAGACAGGUUGCUUCGAAGCACUGCACUUUUGUCCUUGAUGUUCCCAACCUGAAAUACCUUGCACUCCUAAAUGAUGUGAUGGCUUUAAGUGAAAACUACUUUGAAGAACAAGCAUCCUCAAUAGUUUCAGCACGCCUUCAAGUUGGGAAUUGGGUUUCACCUGUACCUGUAAUUGUUAAGCUUCUCAAUCGCAUUUCUAGUACUAUAAAUGAUCUGUGGAUAUCAUACUCUACUCUAGAGCCAAUUGGUAGAGCCAAUGAUUAUGCGCAACUAGCUGCGUUUAAUAACCUGGAGUAUUUGAAGUUGGAGGUAGAAUCUUUUGCAGCAUCUCAUUACUGGUCCGUUGUGCAUCACUUACUCCAACUUUCACCCAAUUUAAAACUGCUAGUCCUUACAGCAAAGGGAUUUGCAAGCUUUGCCGAGUGGCAUCAACCAGAUGAUGUUGCCGAGUGUUUGUUGUCAAAUCUUGUGACCCUUAAAGUACAAGGAGUUGAUGGUGAGGAUAGAGUGAUGGAACUGAUAGAGUACUACUUGAGGAAUGCAAUGGUGUUGAACCAGAUGUAUAUUUCUUCCCGUGUCUUACCAGAAGUGGGAAACGAUCAAAUUCAAGAGAGAUUGUCAGCGUUUGCAUGGGGCUCGAGCACUUGUCAACUUACAAUUUCUUGACAUUGUGUUGCUUCUAUUUCUUCACCAAAGACAGAUUCUGUUGGUUCAGUAUUGGGUUGUUCUCCGCUUGAAUGGUGUUUGAAUUCCUGUUUGAGUCCAAGGA
Molecule: messenger RNA, 1447 nt
Organism: Theobroma cacao (cacao)
Lineage: Eukaryota; Viridiplantae; Streptophyta; Magnoliopsida; Malvales; Malvaceae
Product: FBD-associated F-box protein At1g66310-like
Molecular function (GO): protein binding
Source: RefSeq, a predicted model, not a curated record